Odocoileus virginianus texanus is the source of this 4000-nucleotide messenger RNA. The record is from RefSeq and is a predicted model, not a curated record. Lineage: Eukaryota; Metazoa; Chordata; Mammalia; Artiodactyla; Cervidae.
AGUUCUAACAGGAAGACGUUUAUUUGCAGACAACGCUGGAGGAACACGGGACAACUCAUCUUUCAGCAAAGCCAAAUUAUCUCCUUGAGUUGGAGAAACUAUCUCACGAAGUCUCCUCGCUGAGUUUCCGGCAUUAUAACGAAUCGGCGGCGAAGGGUAUAAGAGCCAUUUGACAUCGCCAUUCCCACGUGUUCUCUUUCAUCCAGCGGCUGAGGCGCCCGCCCUGACCCAAACCCUCCGCCCCCCUCCCCAAGAGUCGACUGGCAACGCAGCCCCCCAGCCUCUUUUGGUGUCGGAUGCGAGUCUAUCCUUAAGUAAGAAAUCAGGCCUUACUGGAGACAUUCAAGCAAAGAUUGGACAACUCCUUUUCCAGAACAGAAAGGAAACCCAUGCAUCAAGAAAGGUGACUAAUAACGUACCAAAAGAAUAUGGCUGCACAAAUACCAGAAUCUGAUCAGAUAAAACAGUUUAAAGAAUUUCUUGGAACCUACAAUAAACUUACAGAAACCUGCUUUUUGGACUGUGUUAAAGACUUCACAACAAGAGAAGUAAAACCAGAAGAGACUACCUGUUCAGAACAUUGCUUACAGAAGUACUUAAAAAUGACUCAACGAAUAUCUAUGAGAUUUCAGGAAUAUCAUAUUCAGCAGAAUGAAGCCCUAGCUGCCAAAGCAGGACUCCUUGGCCAGCCACGAUAGAGAAGUCCUAACGGAUGGACUUUUGAUGAAAAAUUGCCAACAGCUAUUGCACUGGAAAUGAGGAUUCACCUGAUGGAAUCCUCUAAAAGCAGUAGCCACCAUGUUAAACCAUCUGUCAUGACUGGCAAAUGGAAACAACUGGAGAAACAAAAUUGUUAUAUACAGGAAUAAUCAAAAUAGAAGGUCUUAUUGUUCAAUGAAAAUAAUAAGAUGCAACACUUGUUGAGGCCUUCAGAUUCAGCAGCUUGGUCACUUGAUUAGAAAAAUAAACCAUUGUUUCUUCAAUUGUGACUGUUAAUUUUAAAGCAAAAUAUCAUGUAUGAGAUAGAAAAAAUUUUAUUACUAUAAGUAAAAUAAAUGGAAAUAUCACUGAGCAGUUGUUUAUACUAUAUAAUUCCAUAGCAUUCUGACUGGACUGUGGAUACGUUGAAGUGUUUUUCAAUCACGAUCAUCCUCCAAGUAUUCCUGUUCAUUCAUGUCUGCCUCAAAUUGCUGGUAAAUACAUAAAAUAGUUACUUGCUAAUCAUUUUAAUGCAUGAUCCUUUUCUUGCCUCCCUUCUUGUGUCAGGGUGGGCACUACACAUUCUUAUCCUAGCUACAUUUUCAUAUAUCUUUAGGAAACAUUCCAUCUGACACCAGCUUGGCAAUGUUUAAGAGUUGAUUAUUGUGCUUUAGUGGAGACUGUUGCUUUGCAUUUUGUUUAAAAGCUGAGAAUCCACCAUGAAUGAUUCCAAGUCAGACCAACAGUAUAUAGUAUAUUCUCAGCUACUGCAUGUGAUCAAUUGUAAUAAAAAGUAAACCAAAGUUAAAGUAGCAUCUUAGAGCCAAACAAUUCCAAGCAUUUGCAGGAAAUUCUAAUCGAUGUAUAAGUACACACAGCAGUUUAUCAUCAAAUGAAAUUCAUUCAUAAGCCAGUUGUUUAAUAGGUAUCAGUCCAUUUACAAAUAUAAACCUGUAAUUAAGAGAAUACUAACUAGCCUAUAUGUUUAAAUUUACCAAAGUGAUUUCUGUGUUUUGUCAUAUUGGAAAGUAGAAGUAUUACUCUGCUUCAAUAAUUUACAGUUUUCUAUAUUCAUUCUAUAGGCCAUUAGGUCAUUUAUCUAAAAAUACCACUUAUAAAGGCCUCUGUUGACACUGCAGUCAGUCAAUAACAGUGAUGUCUUUGAAAGUACAAAGAUAAACAAUGUUAACUUUAAAGUUGAAAUGUUGAAACAUGUAUAAUACUCAACAAAAUAUACAAUCCAUCAUAGUCAAAGGAACAUGAAAAGAAACUUGUUUCAUCUUAAGCAAACACAAAUUCAGAGAUGUUACUCACUUAAAACUUGGGGUCAUUCACACACAUACUUUGCUAUUUUUAUCUAAUCAAGCCCAACAUGGUUAUUUAGUGUUCAUUUAACAAAGGUAAAUAUGUGCUUACCUGGCAAAUAAGGGGAAUUUUGUGCAAUAGCAUCUCAAAUACCUUGGGAGGAAGUGUGUGUUUGAAAACUUUCAGAAGUUCCUGUGGUUGCCCACACACCAAAAGGGCAUUGCUGAGAUGUUCAACACCCAUUCGAUGCUCUCCUAAAUAGAUUGAUAAGUUUAGAGCAGAAUUUUAAAGUAUAUUCUACAUUCUAGAAUAAAGUAUAUUCUAUAUUCUACAUAUAUUCUACAAAUUAUCAAGAAAGCACCAAGCAUUAAAACUACAAAAGCAUAUCAAACUAAAGACUAUGAACAAGUCUCAAAAAGAAUAAAUAGUAUAAACAGGGAAAUGCUGAGCUGCCUAUUAGAUUCAUUAUGAUCAGGCUGCAGUGUGAAUAACUUUCUGACCCAAAUUACCAUUUAAAAGUGCACUCUUGAAUUGGAAAUGUUCAUGUUAUGCAAUUUGGAUAUGCAAGAGGGAAUAUUGAGUUAUUUUAAAAAGGCUGGUGUCUGUCAUUAGUGACAGACAUAUGUGGUUGAUGAAAUAUUACAGAUGAAACAUCUUGAUGUCCUAGUUAAAUGAGACUUUUGCACAAUAGACUGUAUUAUUAAAGAGCUGAAACAUGAUUUAGUAUUACCAUGAAUUAUGUAUCUAGGGGAAGACAGAUGAGUUUUAGGAUGACUGGUUAUAAAAUAAGAAUGAAAAUUUGUGAAGAGUGGAAAUUAAUGAUAGGACUUUAAGUUAAAACAUGUAAUCAGUUAGUCUCACUACCUCAUUUUAGGAAAAUCAGGCAAAGAACAGUGAAAUAAUUUAAGGUUUCAAAUCUAAUUAAUGCCAGAAUUAAUGCACCUAAUUUUCUGAACCUUGAGACUACAGUGUGCUGCCUCUCCUUCACAUGUUAUGUAAUAACAGAAGUUGAAAUUUUGAAAUAUUUAAUAUAACUAGGAAACACUUUGUAUCAAACCCUUGAAAGAAAAAGCAAUAAUAGUGACUGCUCUUAAGUUGAUGGAGCUAACAUAACCCCAAAACCUAAUCAAUUUGGUUAAUUAGAUCAACCAACGAUUAAAUCCAAUCAAAUUAGCUAAUCAGACGUUUCUAUUGAGGGACUUCCUGGUGGUCCAGUGGCUAAGAAGUUUCUAUUGAAAUUUUUGGCUCUGUGGUCCCUCUGAUGACAUAGACAUAAACACAACAGGUAGUUACAGAACUUCCUGUCUGCAAAGUAGUGAAAACUGGGUUGGCAGUGGUGGCAGAAGUGACAAGAAAACAUUACAGAAACUGGCUAAAAAUUACUGCAUUGGAACAGUGUUUCUCAACCAGUGUGUUGUAAUAGCCUAGGGACGUUUAAAGAAUAAUAAUUUAUAUAUAUCUGGAGAAAACCAUAAUUUGAAGAGAUACAUGGACCCCAUUGUUCACUACAGAGUUGUUUACCAAGACAUGGAAGCAACCUAAAUGUCCAUCGACAGAUGAAUGAUAAAUAAGAUGUGGUACAUAUAAACAAUGGAAUACUACUCAGCCAUAAAAACAAACAAAACAAUGCCAUUUGCAGUGACAUGGAUGGACCCAGAGAUUAUCAUACUAAGUGAACUAAGACAGAAAGACAACUAUACUAUCAUAUCACUAACAUGGAAUCUAAAAAAAUGACACAAAUGAACUUAUUUACAAAACAAAUACACUCAAACAGAAACCAAAGUUAUGGUAACCAAUGGGGAGAGACAAAUUAGAAGUUUGAGAUUAACUUAACACACACUGCUAAAUACAAAAUAGAUAACCAAUAAGAGAACUGUAGGGAACUAUACUCAAAACCCUAUGAGAGAAAAAAUCUGAAAAAGAAUAUAUGUAUAACUGAACCACUGUGCUGUACACUCAAAAGUAACACAACAUUGUAAACCAAUGCUACUUCAAU